Molecule: messenger RNA, 4956 nt
Organism: Syngnathus typhle (broad-nosed pipefish)
Lineage: Eukaryota; Metazoa; Chordata; Actinopteri; Syngnathiformes; Syngnathidae
Exons: 5
Coding region: 267-4115 (1282 amino acids)
Molecular function (GO): GTP binding
Source: RefSeq, a predicted model, not a curated record
UGUGGACCACCCAUUUUUAUUUUUAUUUUUUAUUUUUUUUUUACCACGACUACGCAUUAAAAGAAGUGGGUGAUGCAAACAAGGUCAGUCUCACCUCAAACGACCUGCAAGCAGUGUUAACUACUGGCAUAUGUCGACGUGGCAAGACCUGGUCGACUUCAACCGGGGUCCGGAAGUGCCACGCCUGGAGGAAGCUCGCUAAACAUUUUUUCCGUGACGACUUGUCUUUGCCAUCACAGAGUGCAGAACAGCACGAGCCAGUUGACAUGAUGGGCAUCACAGAGCUGGAAGAAAUCAGGCUGGUUCUGGUUGGGAACACAGGAUCUGGCAAGAGCUCAUCAGGGAACACCAUUUUGGGCCAAAAAGAGUUCCUGGCAAAGUUGAGUGCCAGCUCAGUGACCAAGAAAUGCCAGGCUGGGAGCAUUGAUCGUGCUUUUGAUGAUGACCAGAUGAGAAUGAGGAAGAUUACGGUGGUUGACAUGCCAGGCUUUGGGGACACUCACCUCAGUGAGAAGGAGAUUCAUACAGAAAUUGCCAGUUGUCUGUACCAUAUCGCUCCUGGGCCCCAUGCUUUUCUCUUGGUGGUGCCCAUUGGACGUUACACAGAUUACGAGGCCCAGGCUGUCAACCAUCUGGCCAAAAUAUUUGGAGAUGACGCUGUCAAAUACCACACAAUAGUUCUCUUUACCAAGGGAGAUGAUCUUCAAGGCUCGGAGUUUGAUGAAUACCUAAAAGAGAGUCCUGAGGGUCUUAGAGAGCUCAUUGACAAAUGCGGGGGCAGGUACCACGUGUUUAACAAUAAGGAAAACUACGGUAAUGCGACGCAGGUUCAAGAACUCAUGUUGAAGGUCGACAAGAUGGUGAAGGAGAGCCAAACAGAGUUUUACACUAACGCUAUGUUUAAAGCGGCAGAGGCGAUAAGGGAAGCGCAGAAAACGAACCGCAUAGUGGCUGCCGGCACUGUAGGCCUGGCAGUCGGGGUCGCCUUUGGCGUCGCUGUCCCCUUGACAGCUGCCUUCUCGGCACAUCUUGCGGGGAGUGCCGUUGGCCUCGCUGCUGCUAAGCUUACCGGAGCGUCUGCCGCCGGAGCUGUGAGCGCCGUAGUUGCCGCAGCCAAGGGAAGUACCGCUUUGGCUAUCGGGGCAACUGCUGGGGGACUUGUCGGCGGUGGAAUGGGAAUCAUUGCUGGCUCCGAAGCUGAGAGUGUGAAAGAGGGAGUUUCGGAUACUCUUGUGCAGGUUGGUAGUGUCGGAGUUGUUGCUCUCGCGGCUUCCGUAGUUGUGGGGGCUUCCUUGGGCACAGGGGUGGCUCUGAGUGCUGGGACUGGUGCAGGUGCAGCCAACAUUGGUUUAGCUCCGUUGGCAGCGCAAAAUCGCCCAACCUCAGCUGGAACUUUGGCUGCAGGAACAGGCACAACUUCUUAUGCUGCAACAGGGGCACAUGUAGUUCAGGACACUGUGCAAGUUGCCCCUGCUGCUGCUGCAGCCGGAAAUACUGUUGCAGAUGCAGUGGUUGCGAUUGCGAAGGUUGCAGGAGCGUUCUUACCUGCCACUGUUGUCGUGAAAGUAGUUGUAGAUAAAACCAAAGACUCACAAAAGUCUACUUAUGAGGUGUCAUGCAAAACUUUGCCAUCACAGAGUGCAGAACAGCACGAGCCAGUUGACAUGAUGGGCAUCACAGAGCUGGAAGAAAUCAGGCUGGUUCUCGUUGGGAACACAGGAUCUGGAAAGAGCUCAUCAGGGAACACCAUUUUGGGCCAAAAAAAGUUCCUGGCAAAGGCGAGUGCCAGCUCAGUGACCAAGAAAUGCCAGUCUGUGAGCAUUGAUCAUGCUUUUGAUGAUGACCAGAAGAGAAUGAGGAAGAUUACGGUGGUUGACAUGCCAGGCUUUGGGGACACUCACCUCAGUGAGGAGGAGAUUUAUACAGAAAUGGCCAAGUGUCUGGACCAUACCACUCCUGGGCUCCAUGCUUUUCUCUUGGUGGUGCCCAUUGGACGUAAAAUGGAUCACGAGGCCCAGGCUGUCAAACAUCUGGCCAACAUAUUUGGAGAUGACGCUGUCAAAUACCACACAAUAGUUCUCUUUACCAAGGGAGAUGAUGUUAAAGGCUUGGAGUUUGAUGAAUUCCUAAAAGAGAGUCCUGAUGGUCUUAGAGAGGUCAUUGACAAAUGCGGGGGCAGGUACCACGUGUUUAACAAUAAGGAAAACUACGGUAAUGCGACGCAGGUUCAAGAACUCAUGUUGAAGGUCGACAAGAUGGUGAAGGAGAGCAAAACAGAGUUAUACACUAACGCUAUGUUUAAAGCGGCAGAGGCGAUAAGGGAAGCGCAGAAAAGGAAGCGCAUAGCAGUUGCCGCCGCUGUAGGCCUGGGACUCGGGGUCGCCCUUGGCGUCACUGUCCCCUUUACAGUUGGGGUGGGUGCCGUUGGCAUCGCUGUCGGGGCAGCUGCUGGGGGAUUUGUCGGCGGUGGAAUAGGAGGCUUUGCUGGCUACAAAGCAAAGAGUGUGAACGAGGGAGUUUUGAAUACUCUUGUGCAGGUUGGUAGUGUCGUAGAUGUUGCUCUCGCGGUUGCAUCUGCAGCCGGACAUAUUGUUGCAGAUGCAAUGCGUGGGAUUUUGAAGGUUGGAAAAGCGUUAUUACACCUCAUAAGAAGACACAAAAAAACUCCUCUUAAGAGGUGUAACACAAACUAUUACAGAAUAGCUUUGCCAUCACGGAGUGCAGAACGGCACGAGCCAGUUGACAUGAUGGGCAUCGCAGAACUUGAAGAAAUCAGGCUGGUUCUGGUUGGGAACACAGGAUCUGGCAAGAGCUCAUCAGGGAACACCGUUUUUGGCGAAGUAGAGUUCGAGGCAAAGUUGAGUGCCAGCUCAGUGACCCGGAAAUGCCAGUCUGGGAGCAUUGAUCGUGCUUUUGAUGAUGACCAGAAGAGAAUGAGGAAGAUUACGGUGGUUGACAUGCCAGGCUUUGGGGACACUCACCUCAGUGAGGAGGAGAUUUAUACAGAAAUGGCCAAGUGUCUGUACUAUACCUCUCCUGGGCUCCAUGCUUUUCUCUUGGUGGUGCCCAUUGGACGUUACACAGAUCACGAGGCCCAGGCUGUCAACCAUCUGGCCAACAUAUUUGGAGAUGACGCUGUCAAAUACCACACAAUAGUUCUCUUUACCAAGGGAGAUGAUCUUCAAGGCUUGGAGUUUGAUGAAUACCUGAAAGAGAGUCCUGAUUGUCUUAGAGAGCUCAUUGACAAAUGCGGGGGCAGGUACCACGUGUUUAACAAUAAGGAAAACUACGGUAAUGCGACGCAGGUUCAAGAACUCAUGUUGAAGGUCGACAAGAUGGUGAAGGAGAGCAAAACAGAGUUUUACACGAACGCUAUGUUUAAAGAGGCAGAGGCAGCGAUAAGGGAAGAGCAGAAAAGGAACCAGGAAAUGGAAUUGGAGACUAACAAUGAAGAAAGUCAGCCUGCUCCUCAAAGCAUCAGGAAGCUGAGGCAAGAUCAGAAACCCGAGGGUAAAUUGACUCGCGCCUUGAGGAAAAUCCUGCGAAAGGUUGCUCCCUCUCCAAAGUUGAUGGUUAUAUUGAAGCGCAUAGUGGCUGCCGGCGCUGUAGGCCUGGCAGUCGGGGUCGCCUUUGGCGUCGCUGUCCCCUUGAUAGCUGGCUUCUCGGCAUGUGUUGUGGGGGGUGCCGUUGGCCUCGCUGCUGCUGAGCUUACCGGAGCGUGUGCCGCCGGAGCUGUGAGCGGCAUAGUUGCCGCAGCCUCGGGAAAUACCGCUUUGGCUAUCGGGGCAGCUGCUGGGGGACUUGUCGGCGGUGGAAUGGGAAUCAUUGCUGGCUACGAAGCAGAGAGUGUGAAAGAGGGAGUUGUGGAUACUCUUGUGCAGGUUGGUCGUGUCGGAGGUGUUGCUCUCGCGGCUUCCGCAGGUUUGGGGGCUUCCUUGGGCACAGGGGCGGCUCUGAGUGCUGGGACUGGUGCUGCUGCAGCCGGAAAUACUGUUGCAGAUGCAGUGGUUGGGAUUACGAAGGUUGCAGGAGUGUUAUCUCCCGCUGUGAAAGCGGUUGUAGAUAAAACCAAAGACUCAAAAAAGUCAUGCACCCAAUAUAAAAAGAGGAGAUGACGGUAGGGCAGGUCAGAAUUGGUGGAGGUGUGUGAACUGGGCCCUCUACCUAAUUCUCCUCGCGAGCAAAAGAAUACUGGUUGUCUUCUCCUCUUUUUAUAUUGGGUUGCCCUGGUUACAAGAGGCGUUGCUACACUAAAGGGAGGGGAGAGUGUGAAUGUAGCAACGCUGUUCAACUAGCUAAUAAUGUUGUGUGCCGCAUGGCCUUGGCCGAUCCGUGACCCCAGGAAUGCAGAGUCUGUUCUUAAGAUGGUUGGCAACCUCGUCUAUGACGUACUAGCAAAAAAGGGAGACCAACAACACUAUUCCCACUGAAAAUGAACGGGAGGCUCUCAAGUUUAUUGUAAAAAAAUGCAUUUUGAAUAUGAUUUGUACACAUAGCAGGGAUUGAAACUAGCGACCAUUCUCAUUUUCAAACAAUGCAGGAUGCUCAAGGACAUUGAUGCACCACCUAUUUGCGACUAAUCUUAACCUGUAAAGUUCUUAAGGCUUACUUUGAGGAAGUGUUUCCCGUUUCCUCACCUCUGUUACCAGGUGUUUGUGAGUUAAAACUCUGCUCUGAUUUUCAGAUACCCCUCACCGUGUUGCUGUUUUGAUUACUUUAUUUGGAUGUAUGCUUUCACCGAUUCUUCAAGAAUUCAAGAAUAUUUGGUCAGAAUGUUUGCCGUUUGAUGUGAAGAUAAACAUCUUUCAUUAAUCUGACCUGCAGGCACUGAAGUGAUGGAGACUGUUAUUCAUAAUAACAGUGUCGUAUUUUAUGAGAAUCACUGAUAGCAGUUUUUUUGUGAAUUUUUUUUUUUUUUUUUUAAUGCUGUUAAUAAAUGUGUUUGUUUUCAAAAAA